CCAUAAAACAUCGAGUGCUGAAAGCGAAAUUUUCUACAUUUCAGUUUUGUGUUUAACGUACGCGUAUAAAGACGUAGUAAAGAAAGAAAAGCUCCUCAAACGAUCCUAAAGAAUCUCAAUUGAAUUUUUCUCUGCACCUCUAAAGCAUUUAAAAAAGAGCUUCAAAUAUGUCUCACUCCGUGACAAUCACCAGAACAACCACCAGCACCACAAAUACAUCGUAUAUUGUACUUAAUACGGGAUAUCUGAAGUCAUUUUCCGGAAUCUUGAAAUUGUUCGAAUUGUUACUUGGAAUCGCCACUGUUGGCAUCUUCGGCUACUAUUGGAAUGGCUCUGCCACCAAUGCUGAGAUCUUCUUCUUCCUCAUGGCCACGACAUUCCUGAUAGGAACAUUUUGUCUUCUACUAGCCUGCUUAACAUCGCUCAGUACGGGCGGCAUUAUUGCGAAAACCAUCUAUGAACUCAUCUACCACAGCAUUGCGGCAAUUUUGUUGUUAGCCGCUUCCUUAACUCUUGUUAUCCAUCUGAAAGACAGACGUUACCGAUAUGGUAACCAAUACGAGAGUUAUAUGGCCGGCGGUAUUAUUGGACUCGUAAAUGCCGUCUUGUACUUCAUCAGCGCAUUUUUGGCACACCGAUCAUACCGUGGCAUCUAAGUUUGAUGAACGAAACGAAGCGGAGAAAUUGCCCUUCGUGGACUGGAGGAAGUUUUUAAAGGUGUUCACGGCUGCAAUGCGUUUAUUUUUCUAUGACGAUAAUUUAAGUUAAACUAAGUUUAAGAUUUAUUUAAAUGUUUGUUAAGCACACAGAAUCACAUAAAUUUUUUUAUCUUAAAAAAUAAGCAUCUUAACAGCCAUAAAUUGCGCACGCGUGCACGAGUACAAGUGGGAACAGAACAAUUAAACGAAAGAGAAGAAACCAAAAAUGUUUGCUAACAACAAAACGAAUUAUUUUUUUUUUCUGUUUACAGUUAAGUAAUAUAUAUAUAUAUAUAUAUAAUAUUUGUCAAAAUACUUUUGUAAG
Molecule: messenger RNA, 1023 nt
Organism: Ceratitis capitata (Mediterranean fruit fly)
Lineage: Eukaryota; Metazoa; Arthropoda; Insecta; Diptera; Tephritidae
Exons: 4
Coding region: 168-656 (162 amino acids)
Cellular component (GO): membrane
Source: RefSeq, a predicted model, not a curated record